UCCCCCCUCCCUCUCUCUCUCUCUCUCUGUCUUUCUCCCUUUUCCUCUUCCUCCAAUUUCUUGUCCCGUAUACUAUUCAAUCGCACUCUAUUAUACGCGCUGUACAGACAAAAUUGAAGACGUCCACGCAUGGUGCAGCUUCAAUCGCAACAGAGUUUCCAAUUCAAGUACGAGGUGGACGAUCAACAUGAACAGCAGAUGACUGUUAGCCGAGCUGAUGCUCGUUCAACUUUAAUAUGAGCGAAGUAGCGGCUGUAACACCUAGUGGUGAAUCGACACGCCAGGAAAGCGUGACACACAUCAAAAGGCAUAAAUUAGUCAACUGUAAUGUUCCUCUUGUGCACGGACGGUCAAAUCCACCGAUCAACACCCGUAAUAGGCUGACCACGCAUCAAAGAAAUCACAGUUUGGACUUUAGGUCAAUGGGUAUUUUAUUGCCACCGGUGCCACAAGCGAGCGCGACGACGCUGACGCAUCAUCACAGAAAUCGAAGUCUCGAUUCCGCGCUACAACGUAUUCCUGAAGUGGACGUAACACCGAGUCCAGAAUGCGAGACGACACCAGCUCCGGUAGCUAAAGCGGUCGCGGUACCGGCAUGCAAAGCGCGCAGCCGGGAACGCGAGGAUCUCGCCAGCCUUGGGUCUGACGACUCGGGUAUACUUUGCGGUUCCGAUAGCGGUUCCAGCGACGCAACGAACGCCGCCACCAGAGAGUCGAGCGUCGACCACCUGCAUAGCCGCGAGAGUCUCGACUCCACGUUAUCUCAGCCAGGUGACAUGGAUAGCAUGGAUGUGGUGGACGGCGAAGAAACUAGUGCUGUCUCAGUGUCGGUGUCGGUGUCGGUGCCAGUGUCACCUGUGGAACUGGUGCACUUGAGUGAACCUUCGUCGAUAAAGGGUGGUGAUUGUAGUAGUAGUAGUAGUUAUAAUAGUAGUAGUGAGCCGUAUAAACACGAGAAUGCGACCAGUGGUGAUCACGGUUCGCAGGAACCGCGCUCCAAUAAUGUCUGUACGGUCAAAGAACUCGAAGACCACGAGUACGUGCAUGACGAACAACGAUGCACUGAUAUGGGUGUGACAGUCGACAUGCGGAACUUCCAAAAUUCCAUGGACGUCUUGCCAGUGAACGAUAAACAGAGUGAAUUGGCCGGCGCGGCUAUGACUUUGUGUUGCGGGACCGCCGUGCAAUCAGAGACUAGCGAGGCAGCUGUGAAAAAGCAAAUUGGUGUCGUUUGCCGGAGGGAAGAGACGGUACAACCGAAACCAUCGGAGGGAUGUUUGCUCAGAUUGUUCGAAAGCCAGAUUUUCGAUAUGUCUAUGGCGAUUUCUUAUCUUUUCAAUUCGAAAGAGCCUGGCGUACAGAGUUACCUUGGGAACAAGAUGUUUAGUUUCCCAGAUAACGACGUGGACUUCUAUUUGCCACAGUUAGUCGUGAUGUAUAUACAACUUCAUGAUGUUACAGAAGUCCUUUAUCCAUAUCUUGUCCAUAGAUGUAGACAGUCUGCUGAUUUUUCGUUAAAAUGUGCCUGGCUAUUAGAUGCAUACAGUUCCGAUGCUCAUUUGCCAUCCAAAAAGAAGUCUCAUGGGACCAAAUUAAAAAAUCUUAUCCUCUCGGAUGAACUCAGGCCAAAAGGAAAUGAGAAUAAAAAACGUAUAGUUGGAUUACAAACUUCCACACCGCCUUUAUUAACUUCGAUGCAAAACAUUACAUCUCCUAAUAAAAAGACACACCAAAGAUCUCAAUCUGAUGCCACAGGAUUAUUUCAAACUCUACGUCGUAGUCAUUCCGGUACAAUAAAUAAAGUAAGUCUUGGGGACCUGAGCUCUGGUCGAGCAUUUGACAAUGGUUGUACCUGUUUUUAUUCCUGCCAAGGUGUGGUAAAUGAUUUACGUGGACAAAAGACCGACUGUUUUUGCAAUGCACCACGUCUUGCUCCAGAACUUGAAUUUAUACAAGCAUUAAUAUCAAUUGGUAAAUUACUUGGAACUAUUCCAACAAAGGAAAGUAAAACUGUUCAAUUAAUAGCAGAGCUUAAUACUCUCAAUUUGAAUCUCCCUGCAAGGGUGUGGCUUCCUUUGCACAGUUCAAUACCACAUCAUAUCGUACGAGUGCCGCCACAAUACGCUGCUGUCCUUAAUAGCAAAGAUAAGGCACCAUACAUAAUUUAUGUUGAAGUGUUAGAAGUAGAAGAUAUUUAUACGUCACCUGUACCGACGAAAAUAGUAGGAUGUUCGUUGAGGCACACAAAGUCUGAAGAAAAUUUAACUGGAGGCGAGCAGUCUAAUGUAAUGAGUUCGUCAAACAUAUCUACUUCAGAAACGCAGCAGAACAUACCACUGAUUAGACAAACACCGGUUAAAAAUAUUUCACCGUAUUCAGUUAGAAGUACGGAAGUUGCAUUUAGUUUUCCUGAUGACGAUCCUAAUGAUUGUUGGAGUCAAGAGGACGAUGAAAUCACACAACAGUAUUUACAACUUCGUAAACCAAAAGAUAGGGAUACGAUAUCCCAAUUAAGUCAAGAAUCAUCGGAUAGUAAAGAACCGAUAUUUGUACCUGGCGAUAUAAAGAGGCGGUUAAGCGAAAUGGCUGCAACACCUAGUGCGACGUUUAAUCAUGAUCCGGAAGAUCCAUCGGCUGCCGUUUUGAAGGAACCAUGGGAAUUAAAACAACGUCGCAUAAGAACAUCCAGUCCAUAUGGUCAUUUAGCAUCUUGGAAACUCCUUGCUGUCAUUGUAAAAUGUGGUGAUGAUCUUCGACAAGAACUUCUUGCUUCACAGUUACUCUCGAUGCUACAAAAAAUUUGGCAAGAUGAACACGUACCUCUCUGGUUGCGACCAUACAAAAUUUUAUGUUUAUCCAAUGAUAGUGGCUUAAUCGAGCCAAUUUUAAAUACUGUAUCACUUCACCAAGUGAAGAAGCAGUGCCAAUUAACGCUUUAUCAAUAUUUUGAACGAGAAUUUGGUCCGUCAACGUCAGAAGCAUUUAUCAUUGCGCAAAGAAAUUUUAUUCAAAGUUGCGCGGCAUAUUGCCUUGUCUGUUAUCUCAUUCAAGUGAAAGAUCGUCAUAAUGGAAAUAUUUUACUUCAUAGUGACGGUCACUUGAUACAUAUAGACUUUGGGUUUAUUCUUUCAACUUCGCCAAGAAACUUAGGAUUCGAAACCAGUCCAUUCAAAUUAACUCCAGAAUUUGUGGAAGUAAUGGGCGGAAGUCAAUCUAAACAAUUUCAAGAAUUUAAAACUUUAAUUCUCCAAGGAUUAAUCGCAGCUCGAAAACAUAUGGAAAAAAUUGUAAAUCUUGUAGAGAUAAUGUUAUCAGGGUCGCAACUUCCAUGUUUUCGUAGUGGUGGUGCAGCAACGGUUCAAGGACUGAAAAAUAGAUUCCAUCUUACAUUAACUGAGGAUCAAUUACGACGACAUGUGGAGGAUUUAGUUGAAGCCAGUAUCCAUUCGUGGUCUACUAAAUUAUAUGAUCGGUAUCAAUAUUUCGCAAAUGGCACCCUUUAA
Molecule: messenger RNA, 3503 nt
Organism: Eufriesea mexicana
Lineage: Eukaryota; Metazoa; Arthropoda; Insecta; Hymenoptera; Apidae
Gene: fwd
Product: phosphatidylinositol 4-kinase beta fwd
Exons: 12
Coding region: 237-3503 (1088 amino acids)
Biological process (GO): phosphatidylinositol phosphate biosynthetic process; phosphatidylinositol-mediated signaling
Cellular component (GO): cytoplasm; membrane
Molecular function (GO): 1-phosphatidylinositol 4-kinase activity
Source: RefSeq, a predicted model, not a curated record